UUCUCAUUCCUAAAAAGGUCCAUCAACUUACUCACAACUAUCGUUCUCACAAUGGGAUACUUAGUCUAGCGUCUAGCAUUUUGGAUAUUCUGGCAAAAUAUUAUCCAGAAUCUUUUGAUAUUCUAGAAAAGGACAAGGGAUUAUUUCAAGGACCUUCUCCCAUUCUUCUAGAAUCUUGCAGUAUCCAGGAUGUAGCUACGAUGCUAGCGACAGGAAAGAAACAAUCAACUUCAAACAUUGAGUUUGGUGCUCAUCAGGCGAUCUUAGUGGUGAAUGACGAAUCCAGGGAUUCUUUACCCGAGGAAUUGCAGCAUGGAAUCGUACUCACGAUAUACGAAGCAAAAGGUCUAGAAUUCGACGACAUUCUUUUAUACAACUUCUUUAAAGAUUCACAGGCUGGCAAGGAAUGGAGAGUUGUGACCAGUUUUCUGGAUGAACUAAUAUCUGAAGAGAAUGAACACACAUCUGAAGAUGAAAUUGAAAGCUUUGUUGAAUUAGAUUAUGAUGCCUUCAAAGAAAAGCAAACACAAUCCAGACCAUUGCAGUUUGACCCAAUUAAGCAUAAGGCGCUGAAUACAGAAUUAAAACACUUGUAUACUGCUGUCACAAGAGCUAGAGUUCAUGUCUGGAUAUUUGACGCAGACAAGGAGAAGCGGGCACCAAUGUUUGAGUAUUUCAGAGCUCGGAAAAUGGCGAAAAAUACAACAGAAAGUAAAGAAGCAGGUGUUUUUAUGCAUGCUGAAGAUUCAACUCCGGAAGAUUGGUUUGAUCGUGGGAUGGAGUUAAUGGAAAAAUCGGUGUACAAGGUUGCAGCAAUCUGCUUCAGUCGAGGAAAUGAUUUGAAAAUGGCUAAAAUUGCUAAUUCCCAUCAAAAGGCACAGGAAGCAAUGAAGUAA
Molecule: messenger RNA, 896 nt
Organism: Saccostrea cuccullata (small rock oyster)
Lineage: Eukaryota; Metazoa; Mollusca; Bivalvia; Ostreida; Ostreidae
Product: TPR and ankyrin repeat-containing protein 1-like
Exons: 6
Coding region: 201-896 (231 amino acids)
Source: RefSeq, a predicted model, not a curated record